This is a messenger RNA of Leptopilina boulardi, 941 nucleotides long. RefSeq names its product protein lin-7 homolog C (gene veli). Lineage: Eukaryota; Metazoa; Arthropoda; Insecta; Hymenoptera; Figitidae. Gene Ontology annotation, molecular function: protein binding. The transcript has 5 exons. The record is from RefSeq and is a predicted model, not a curated record. Gene Ontology annotation, biological process: maintenance of epithelial cell apical/basal polarity; protein localization to basolateral plasma membrane; neurotransmitter secretion. The coding region runs from base 148 to 744 and encodes 198 amino acids. Gene Ontology annotation, cellular component: cell-cell junction; basolateral plasma membrane; synapse.
CUUCAUUGGUAUUAGUGAUCUCAUUCUCGUAAGUGUCAAAACUGUCAAAUUUCUAUUUUUGUGUAUCCGUGUGUCAGAAGAAAAGUAAUUUUUAAUAAAAACACCUUUUUUUUUAAAAAAAAAGAAAAAGUAUCUUAUUUUAUAAAUAUGGCUUCAGCUGGAGAGCCUCUAACAUUAGCAAGAGAUAUCAAAAGAUCCAUUGAGCUUCUAGACAAACUUCAAAAAGGUGGUGAAGUGCCUGCUACAAAAUUAGCAGCAUUACAAAAAGUACUUCAAAGUGAUUUUCUUAAUGCUGUUCGUGAGGUUUAUGAACAUGUUUAUGAAACAGUAGACAUCCAGGGAUCACAAGAUGUUAGAGCAUCAGCAACUGCAAAAGCGACUGUCGCAGCUUUUGCAGCAAGUGAAGGGCAUGCUCAUCCACGUGUUGUAGAAUUACCAAAAACAGAAGAGGGUCUUGGAUUUAAUGUGAUGGGAGGAAAAGAACAAAAUUCACCUAUUUACAUAUCGAGAAUUAUUCCAGGUGGUGUGGCCGAUCGUCAUGGUGGAUUAAAACGAGGCGAUCAGUUACUUUCCGUAAAUGGAGUCUGCGUUGAGGGUGAAAAUCACGAGAAGGCAGUCGAGCUUUUGAAGCAAGCUCAAAAUUCAGUGAAAUUAGUAGUUCGUUAUACUCCACGUGUUUUAGAAGAAAUGGAACUUCGUUUUGAUAAACAAAGAGCUGCACGCAGACGUCAACACAUGCAGUAAAGCCUUAAGGAUGCUUCUUUUUCUAUAUAUUAUAUAGUUCGUUAUACAAAAAAAGGAAAAAAAAAAAAAUUAUAUCAAUUCACUGCAUUUAUAGUAUUGCAAUUGUUUUUAAAAUUCAACAAUUAGAUACAUAAUACUUAUUUAAUAUUUAAGUUAUAAUCAUGUAUUACUUGCAAUAAUAAAUCAUUCACAACUAA